Molecule: messenger RNA, 834 nt
Organism: Pteropus alecto (black flying fox)
Lineage: Eukaryota; Metazoa; Chordata; Mammalia; Chiroptera; Pteropodidae
Gene: SNX12
Product: sorting nexin 12
Exons: 3
Coding region: 512-805 (97 amino acids)
Biological process (GO): endocytic recycling; late endosome to Golgi transport
Cellular component (GO): early endosome membrane; retromer complex
Molecular function (GO): phosphatidylinositol-3-phosphate binding
Source: RefSeq, a predicted model, not a curated record
UAUGAGUCAAAGGAGGAAGUUUACAAAAUGGCAGUGGGUGGUUACACUGUGUCUUAGAAGAAUCUACUCAGCAUUUUUUUCUUUUUCUAUUUGGCCUUUCCGUUGGCUUCUGUAAAAGCCUGCUAGUUAAGGUUCUACUGAACUGUGAUGGAAACCUUGAAUCAUGUGAUACAGAAGGGCUUUUGUUCCUUGCAAGAUUAUCGCACUCCAGCUUUACUGAAAUAUAAUUGACAUGUAACAUUUUAUAAGUUUAAGGUAUACAAUGUGAUGAUUCGAUACACAUAUCUAUUUCUUGCAGGAUUCCGAAAAUGUUCUCUAGUAGUUUAUCUCGAGUAGUUAAUAUGUACACAUGGUACAGAAUUCAAAAGGUAUAAGAAAAGAUAUCCUGUAAAAAUUAAGCGUCCCUUCCUCUGCCCUCCAGAAGUUCAUCUUCCGGAAAAAAAAAAACCAACCCUCUUUCCGGUUUCUUAUUCUUCUAAAGAAUAGUCGAGACGAUGAAAUAUCACUUUACAUGUAUCUCACUCGACUUCAACCCAUUGACAUUCCUUGGGCUGUGAUCCUUGGUGGAGUCGUCACUAAUACAAACCUACCUAUCUUCAAGCUGAAGGAGUCCUGUGUACGACGGCGCUACAGCGACUUUGAGUGGCUGAAGAAUGAACUGGAGCGCGACAGUAAGAUCGUGGUGCCCCCGCUGCCCGGGAAGGCGUUGAAGCGGCAGCUCCCCUUCCGAGGCGACGAAGGCAUCUUCGAGGAGUCGUUCAUCGAAGAGAGGAGGCAGGGCCUCGAGCAGUUUAUCAACAAGUAAGCCAGGUCCCCGGGGGUCCCGUCCGGGUC